Messenger RNA from Tigriopus californicus, 1480 nucleotides. RefSeq names its product U-scoloptoxin(11)-Sm7a-like. The record is from RefSeq and is a predicted model, not a curated record. The transcript has 5 exons. Bases 663 to 1310 code for a protein of 215 amino acids. NCBI's taxonomy places the organism in Eukaryota, Metazoa, Arthropoda, Copepoda, Harpacticoida, Harpacticidae.
UGAGAAAAAAAAUAAGGGCCUCUUGGCUCUAUUUUUGCCUUUUGCCGUUGCAUGAAACUGUUUUGCACGAUUCAAAUCAUUGGAUGGAACAUCACACGUGCCGCUGUCGUUACUUUCAAGAACAACGCCUUCCAUAAGAAAAUACCAUAAGAAUUUUUUUGAUUUAUAGUACAAACGUGAUUCAAAGGUUGAAUGAUACUUACUCUCGAGAUUAUUCAGAAUCUACCUAACUCUUGUUGUCGACGAAGACAAGAAGAUCGAGGAAGCGCUUUCGUGCUUCGAGGAUCCGUACAAGAAGUCCUUUGGCGGAUCCCCGUCUACCGUCUACAAACGAAGAGAGUGGGUGGUUGAGAGGUUGGUGUAAUCACCUCAUGGCAAAUGCCUGAUGGCGAUUCGGUUUUCUUUUUUUUUUUUAUCUUCGUGGACAAGGUAAAAGAUAUAUUGCGACUGAGCCAGCAAGAGCUAAAAAAUUGAAUAUGUGCGUUGAAAGGCCACCCACACGUUUCCCGAGGAUCGUUACAUUAUCAUUCUCAACCUAAUAUGCUCUCUUGAGACGUUGGCCUUUUGCAGAAUGGAACAAUCAGAGGACCAGUGAUGAACACCUUCAAAUAGCAGGUAAAGAACCCGAUACUCUUCAGUUGAACAUUUACUUGAAGAAGAGCAUGAGGUGGUUGGUUUCUCUUCUCUACACAUUCAGCCUUUGCCUUCAAAUAUUGGCCAAGGAUCUGCCAUGGUGUGUUGGUAACUCCGUUUGCGGCUAUGUUCAGAAACAUAGGCAGGGCAUUGUCAGGUUAGCCACUUGCAAUUGCCGACAUUCUAACUGUCCCAUGGACUUCAAUUAUCAAGAGCAAAUAUUUUUGGCACCUCAUCACAUCAAGGAACAGUACAAGUACUGUAAUGGACCCGUUGACAUCCCCAAAUGUGAAUUUCUGUCUGACAAUCGUCCUGCUUUUAUUCACUUUGAGUACCUGAACCAUCAUCGUGAAGUGAUUGCAUACAAAGAUGAGAUGAGAUGUGAAUGCCCCAAACGCUUUUCCUAUGAAGUCAUGAAUACUGAAAGAGUAUCCGGACCUAACAUCACCAUGGUGAUCACGAAGUAUAAUUGUGUCAAGAUACCCAUUUGCUCUGAAAACUCGGUGUACCAAGAGAUAACUGACUUAGCUCAAGACGGAGGUCUCCUCCUUGACCCCAAAUGCAUCGCUCCCAGCCGCGAAUAUUGCCCUUUCAAGGCCCUUGAAACUCCUACGCAAGACGCACGAAUGGCCUUGACACAUGGCAAGAUUUACAUCAUUCGUUGCAAAUCACGCUGAAGAGAAACUGUCAGUCAAGAUCGAUAGCUUGUUCAGUCGUCAAACUGCUUUCUUUACCAUUCCAAUGUUGAUACAUGGUUUGUUUCAAUAUGUUGAUUGAGAUACCAAUAUCAAGUUUAUUCCAUGCUAUGCCGCUUUUACAUCAAGAUAUUAAAAAAAACGUCCACCGA